UGCCCACCCGCCAGGAAGUGGAACAAGGGUGGCUUGUACCGCCUAAGCGGCCAACCCGCCCCGGCCUUUGGAAGAGGGAGCUGGAGGGAACGUCGGCCAGCCCCUUUACAGUAAUCCUAGCACUUGAAGACAUCAGAAAAAACUGUAUACUUGAUCGAUGGAAACCAUGAAGAUAUCAAAAAUUGCCUACCCUUUGGGACUCUUUGUAUGUCUGUUCAUUUAUGUUGCGUAUGUAAAAUGGCGUUGGGCUCCCCAACCGAUCUUCAGCAUAGCAGAGACUGCAGCUGGGCCAUGGGGAGUCCAUCAGGAUCACCUGGUGGUAGAGAUGGACAAUCAUGCCGUGUUCUAUGGAAUUAUGUUUGAUGCUGGAAGCACCGGAACGCGAGUCCAUAUCUUUCAGUUUACCCGGGUCGCAAAAGAGAAUCCCACAUUGACCCAUGAAACAUUCAAAGCUCUGAAGCCGGGAUUAUCUGCUUAUGCUGAUGAUGUGGAUAAGAGCACACAGGGAAUACUGGAACUACUUGAAGUGGCUAAGAAGGAAAUUCCUUUUAACUUGUGGAAGGGCACACCUUUGGUCCUGAAGGCAACAGCGGGUUUGCGCCUAUUGCCCGAGGGAAAGGCGCAAAAAUUACUACAGAAGGUGAGAGAAGUUUUUAAGGCAUCUCCUUUUUUUGUGGGUGAUGACUGUGUCUCCAUAAUGAAUGGAACUGAUGAAGGAGUCUCCGCGUGGAUUACGGUGAACUUUUUAACAGGCAGCUUAAACUCUCCAGGAAAGAAGAGUGUGGGAAUGCUAGAUUUAGGCGGCGGAUCAACACAAAUCACAUUUCUUCCCCAAGCUGAGGAAACUCUCCAGACAUCUCAAGUUGGCUAUAUAACCUCAUUCCAGUUAUUUAACAGUACCUACAAGCUCUAUUCCUACAGCUACUUGGGGCUCGGUUUGAUGUCAGCCAGGCUUGCAGUUCUAGGAGGAGUUGAGGGCCAAGCUGCCAAGGAGGAUGAAGAGUUAGUUAGUCCCUGCCUAUCACCACACUUCAGAGGAGAAUGGGAACAUGCUGAGGUGAUGUAUAGAAUCACUGGGCAGGAGGCAGGGCUUCGCCACUAUGAAUUAUGUGCCAACAGAGUAGCAGAAAUCCUAAACAACAAAGUGCACAAAACAAAAGAAGUAAAGACCUUGGAUUUUUAUGCUUUCUCCUACUACUAUGAUCUUGCUGCACAAGUUGGCCUCAUUGAUCAACAGAAAGGAGGUAACCUCACAGUGGAAGACUUUGAAGUUGCGGCCAAAUACAUUUGUAGUACAAUAAAAGUUCACUCACCAGAGAGCCCUUUCCUCUGCUUGGAUCUCACCUAUAUCAGUUUAUUACUGCAAGAGCUUGGCUUCCCAAAGAACAAAGAGCUAAAGCUGGCUCAGAAAAUUGAUGAGGUGGAAACCAGCUGGGCUCUAGGAGCCACUUUUCACUACAUCGAUUCCCUGAGCAGACAGCAGAACCAAAUCUCAUAACUACGGAGACUCCAGGCUGGAUUCAGAGUCCUUGAGGGAGGAGCCUGAAAUUUUGACCUGGAAGUUUCUCACUAAGAAGAAGUGGAAUGCUCUGAAAGAAAUGAACACCUUUGUGGAAAACUCCUCCCUCUUCUUGAAUUCAAAAAAGGCAACGGACCUUCUUUCAAAUGAAGUACACUGAUUUAAACCCGGGUUUUUAGCAGCUUUUACUGUUUACGUAUUUUCAGAGUGCACCUCAGAGCCUUCUACAUGGAAUCUGGAAUGAGGACAGGAAACCAUUUCCUUCCUUCUGCUCCAUCAAGGGUUGCUCCUGGUGCACUCCCUGGACCCUGAGCAGGCAGCCUGCUGCUGAAGUAUAGUGGGGGGUACCCACAAGGCCAGCCAGCUCUUAAUGAAAAGUUAAUUCUGUGACAGGAAAGAGGAGGUCCAAGGACCACAUUUCCUUUGCUGUAAAGUUUAUGAAUGAUCUGUUGGCCAGCUGUUAUUCAAAAAGGGAUAGAGGUGUUUGGCACAGUGAGUGUCGCCUGAUCCCCUGGGUGGGCUGUAGUGCACUUGAGAAUUGAGUUCCAUUGUCUCCCUUGGUUGUAGGGACAUUUUAAGAUAGGGUGGGUUUGUUAGAGGCCAGUAAACACAAGGAAGUGUUGGUUUUGAGCUCUGGUCUCUCUUUGCUUUACUGUGAAUGUCAAUAACCCCCAGGGAGAGGCAACUGAAGGGGGUAAAGCUGUCUUGUCUACCACUGUGGUAGUGGCAUUGCUGCUUCCUGUGCAAGAGAAGUGUUGCAGUUCAGUGGCUCAGUUAGCCGGGACCAUAGGGAAUCACCAUUAGUGAGACCAUGCCAGGGGAGCUCCUACCAUUUAUGAGCAGAGCCAGUGAAGUCUUUCAAUAAAUUGACUGGGUUAACAAUAGUCCUUUUUUAUUUUUGCAGUUAUAAAAAGCUGUGUGAAGAAUGUAUGGGGUUUGGAGUCAGGCCUUCCGGUCUGCGCUCAACCCCAGGGUUUCCCUACUCUCUCUCCUUUCUCAGUUCACAGAUUGUUUCUGCAGAACUCUAAGUGAAAUGGAUAAAAGUGAAGUUCCUAGUGUUCCUGGCUCUUGUCUUGUGGGCCAAAAGAAUGUAUUGCUGCCUUAAGCCUGGUAGACAGCCAGAAAGGGGAGGCGGGGAGAGGAGGAGCUAGGAGACUGCCAGAAAGCUAUGCCAACUUUAAGUCCUGUAGCCUGACCUUGUGAAUGUUCUCAGUUUGGCUCUGUUCAGAGGGCCUCAGAAUUGUCUCAUCUGGCUUUUUUUUCUUUUUUUUUUAAAAAAAAAAACAGCCCAGAAUGUACUCAAUGGAUUCUUCAUACAGAUACUAAUACUUUUUCAACACUCCCAGAUGGCUUGUGUCCUAGCUCCAUGCCACAGCAGUGAUGGUGUGAGAUGGGUUAUGAAAGAGAUAAUGUCUUUGGAGUUUACUAAAACCUUGUUUUGAUUUUCAGAAAUUGUGCCAAGUAAGCCAUUCUUGCCAGCAAAAGUGCAAUAACGAUACAUGGGCAAUCAGAGCAUUGAGGGUGCUCUCUGAAAUAAAAAGUUUUCAACCAACA
Molecule: messenger RNA, 3073 nt
Organism: Tachyglossus aculeatus (Australian echidna)
Lineage: Eukaryota; Metazoa; Chordata; Mammalia; Monotremata; Tachyglossidae
Gene: ENTPD6
Product: ectonucleoside triphosphate diphosphohydrolase 6
Exons: 14
Coding region: 158-1498 (446 amino acids)
Biological process (GO): nucleoside diphosphate catabolic process
Cellular component (GO): Golgi apparatus; membrane
Molecular function (GO): GDP phosphatase activity; UDP phosphatase activity
Source: RefSeq, a predicted model, not a curated record